Molecule: messenger RNA, 3141 nt
Organism: Suillus subaureus
Lineage: Eukaryota; Fungi; Basidiomycota; Agaricomycetes; Boletales; Suillaceae
Product: Endonuclease/exonuclease/phosphatase
Exons: 24
Coding region: 1-3141 (1046 amino acids)
Biological process (GO): phosphatidylinositol dephosphorylation; signal transduction
Molecular function (GO): phosphatidylinositol-4,5-bisphosphate 5-phosphatase activity
Source: RefSeq, a predicted model, not a curated record
AUGUCGUCUGACGAUCUCAGGCUGACGCUCAUGAGGCUCCCCCCACAAAGAAAGAACUUUGUGGGGAAACGUGAGAACAUCAUUAAGACACACGUGACCAUUAAUGGCACCGCGGAAACACAGUCCUUGUCUAACCCUCUGACAACGGGCAAAGAGUUCCUUAGGAAGUCGUCUAGACUACCACCUAUGAAUGGGAUAAUGGAAGCCGCAGUUCAAUCCCUUCUGCGAUCAUCUGAGGAUCUCAAGGCGGCACUCGAAGUCGAGGUCACACAACUUCAAGAACGCGGUGACCUUUCAAGUUCUUCCACAGAUGACCGAUUCAGACGCAUUCUGGCCGUGCUGUCGCACAGAAGUGAUUACGUGGGAGACGAAGAAGGCAGUGUUCUGAUUCUUAAGCGCACGCCGGAUCACUUCAUCCAGGACUUGAGUAUUGAAGUUGCAUACCCGAUCUCUGGAAGUUUUUCGUUCUCUGUUGCACAAGCAAGGCGAACAACUUCGGACCUUCGCGCAUCUGUGGGAGAUACUGGCGCUACGCUGGGUCAGUCGAGAUCAGAACUCAUUUUGACUAUAAAGUAUGAGCUGGCUAAUGAAAUACGAAGCCAUACUUUUAUCACACGAGAUACGCGGAAAUUGCAGUCCUUCACCUCAGAAUGCAGACGUUUGAAGGACAUAUUCAGUCAGCCGUUCUUCUUUUACGUCCCCCAUAUCGACUUACCAGUGCAUCUACUAAUUGUAGCUAGAAAUGAAUUUGAUGCUGAUUUCUCUUGGCUAUUACUUUACACACAAGAGAGCUCUUUGAAAUCAUUUUCAUCUCCUAUAGAUUUGCGCACGGUCAAACUACCGUUGCACACGCGACUUUCGCCGGCCAGUGCGGGGCUUCCAGGAGACGAUGCAGUCGAUAUCAGCAUUGUCCGCGAAAAUUGGAUAUACAACAAGGCUAUCGAGGAGGCUUCUACUGGAUCAUCGGCGCGCCUGCUCAUCCGCACAGGGACAUUCAAUGUCAAUGGAAAGUUGCCGUCGCAGGACCUGUCUCCCUGGCUCAGACCAGCGAAGCGCGAUUCAGAAAAAUCUGGAUGGAUAUCACCUUUGAAAUCCAUUUCACCACUCGAUAUACUGUCAAACCCAAUUGACGAACAGGUGACCAGCAGCCUAGGAGCCUCUUCUGCCACAUUAGCUCAUGCAAGUUUGAACAACGAUGCAAACGUCUCCGAUCCAGAUCUUCUUGUACUAGGCUUCCAAGAACUGGACCUUUCAACCGAAGCCCUCUUGUAUGCCACCAGUACCGUCAAAGAAGAUGCGUGGGUGGAAGCCAUCUUGGCUGGGUUAGGUGAGAGAGGCAUUCUCUAUGAGAAGCUUGCUUCCAAACAGCUGGUCGGCAUGCUAAUUGUUGCAAUUGCGAAGAAAUCGCGUCUGUCAUGCUUUGGUGACAUCAGAAUUAGCGUCGCUGGUGCAGGAAUCAUGGGUAUCAUGGGAAAUAAAGGUGCAACGGCGAUACGGAUGUCAUACACACCUUUAGCCCAAGACAUUUCGCCGAGUCCCACAGUGCUCACUUUCGUCAACGCACAUCUCGCAGCAUUUGAUGAAAUGGUAGAGAGGCGAAACUUUGACUUCCACGAUCUUUCCAGGCGCCUGGUCUUUGAUCAGACUGACGAGCUUGAUUCUGAUUCUUAUGCGAAUGCUGCACUGGAGACUUCGAGAAGAACUGCUGGAUUGUUUGAAAGUGACGUAUUAUUCUGGAUGGGAGGUUGGAUAGAUCUUGCGGACGGGGACGUGAGAGAACUACUAUCAUCUUCUCUAGGCACGAGUAACAUCCCACUUUUGCUAAAGUAUGAUCAGUUGAAGACGGCUAUCGCAAGCGGGAAAGCAUUUGCUGAUUUUUCGGAGCAUGCAAUCACACAUAUGCCUUCGUACAGAUAUGCAUCAAAUACGUCAGAGGAUUCUCUGGGAUAUGACCGAAAGCGCAAACCCGCAUGGACGGACCGCAUAAUACAUAUGUCAGCUCCCAGUGUUCCAGUCACCCAACGUUCAUAUUGCAGCCAUCCGCAAAUAACGAUGAGUGAUCACCGUCCAGUGUCAGCUGAUUUUGAUUUGAAUAUAUCAAUUGUUGACAAGGAAAGACGUGAGAUCGCCGCCUCUAAGCUGUACCGGGAGUUAUGGGGCGUGGAACAAUCCUCAAAGACACCGAAAAUCAAGCUACAGCCAUUGACAUUGGACCUUGGAAAAGUCUACUAUAAGCGUCUAACCCGACAAACGUUGUCCAUUCAGAAUAUCCCCUGCGUUUACCGAUUCGUCGCUGCAGAUGCUGAACAGCCGAUCUGUCCGCAAUGGCUUAAGAUUGAUCCCGUGGUGGUCCUACUUCGUCCGGGUGAAUUUUCAACCACCACUGUUACAGUGUUUGUCGACAGCUCGUCUGCGUCACGGCUGAAUCUUGCACCGCCCCGCUUGGAUUUUACCCUCAUAUUGCACACUGCUCUAGGAAAAGAUCACUUCAUCUCGGUCACUGGCGAAUAUCAAUAUACUUGCUUCGCAAACAAGCUUACCAGACUUACACGACUUCCCGGUCCCGUGCGAAGUAUGAAGUCCCCGAAUGAUUGGAUGCCUGCACGGCAGCCAGUGAACGCCCCGAGGGAGAUCAUGACGUUGAUCAACUGGUUGAUGACCCAUGUCACUAAUCCAAAUGAUUUAUUCAACAGUCCUCUUGAUGAGAGCAUAUGCAUGAACAUAAGAGAGUGUCUUGACACAGGAGAUCAAUUUCCAUCACCCCAAUCUGGAGAAGAGCACAAUCCACUUGCGACUGCCAUUGCAUCUACACUGGUACAGCUAUUGGACUCGUUAGUAGAUCCUGUCGUGCCCCCGUACCUCCAUGCACGGUGUUUGCAAAUGACAAGUAGAGACGAAGCAUUCGAGCUACUGGAUGAAUUUCCUCCUGAAUCAGUCAAUGUAUGGAUCUCGCUUACUGCAUUCCUCCAUUAUAUAUCCUUGCAAAAACUGCCGUCACAAUCAUCGCCAGAUCAAGCAGAUAUGGCAGAAAGGCUGGCGACUGUAUUUGCACCAGUAUUACUGCGGGACGACUCGACGGGGCUUCAUGCCUCCGUGUCUCCAAUCGGAAAGCGGAAGUUUUUGCUUCAUUUUGUUGGCUGA